This is a messenger RNA of Mytilinidion resinicola, 1398 nucleotides long. Its product is annotated as aspartic proteinase precursor. Lineage: Eukaryota; Fungi; Ascomycota; Dothideomycetes; Mytilinidiales; Mytilinidiaceae. The record is from RefSeq and is a predicted model, not a curated record. Gene Ontology annotation, molecular function: aspartic-type endopeptidase activity. The transcript is spliced from 4 exons. The coding region runs from base 1 to 1398 and encodes 465 amino acids. Gene Ontology annotation, biological process: proteolysis.
AUGGAUUCCCUCACGCGUGUCCCCGUGAUCAGGAACCCGAACUACAAGCCGGCAGGCCUGAAGUCGUAUGCCUAUCUCCUGAACAAAUACCAGUUCGCUCCCACUCUCGAAGGCCCCUUCCAGAUGCUCAACGACGUCCUCCAGAAGAGCAACAUCCUCGAGCAAUUCGGCGUCGACCCCGCGGACCAGGAGAGCUUCGUCCGUGAUCUUCAACAGCUCGCCAAGGACGCAAGCAAGCUCACCUUCAAGAAGCUCAUCAGCGGCAAGGCGAGGGCCAAGCCGCGCCAGCUGGUGAAGAAGGAUACCACCACUGGGAAGCCUGGGCUUGUUGGUGCACAGGACCAGCAGAAUGACUCUUUGUAUCUCUGCCCCGUGCAAAUCGGCACUCCAGCCCAGACCGUGAACUUGGACUUCGACACUGGCUCCUCUGAUCUUUGGGUCUGGUCCACCGAGCUCGACAAACAAACCCAAGCCUCUGGCGCCGAGACUCACCAGAUUUUCAACGCCUCCAAAUCCUCCACCUACAAGAAGUCUUCGUUUUCCACCUGGAAAAUCUCAUAUGGCGACGGGUCCUCAGCCUCCGGCAUCGUGGGCACCGACCUCGUGACCGUCGGCGGCCUAACCAUCAAAGCCCAAGCCGUCGAGCUCGCCAACAAGCUCUCCACCGAGUUCCAGCAAGGCGCCGGCGACGGCCUGCUCGGCCUCGCCUUUGGCACCAUCAACACCGUCAAGCCCAGGCCCGUCCAAACCCCCGUGGAAAACAUGAUCACGCAGCGGGACAUCCCCAAGGCGGCUGAGCUCUUCACCGUCUACCUCGGCAGCUGGCGCGACGCCAACGAGGACGACAAGGGCGAGAGCUUCUACACCUUCGGAUACAUUGACCAGGACAUCAUCAAGAAGAACGGCGGCAAGAAGCCCUAUUACACGCCCGUCGACUCCUCGGACGGCUUCUGGAAGUUCGCCUCGGCCUCCGCGACCGUCAAUGGGAAGAAGAUUGCGCGUGCCGGCAACACCGCCAUCGCGGACACGGGCACCACGCUCGCGCUCGUCGACGACGCGACGUGCCAGGCCAUCUACGCCGCCAUUCCCGGCGCCGUGUACGACAGCACGAACCAGGGCUGGACGUUCCCCACGGGCACGGCGGCGGCCAAGCUGCCCGUCGUGACGUUUGCCGUCGGCGGGAAGCAGUUCCCGGUGCAGAAGGAGGACCUGGCGUUUGCGAGCGUUAGCAGCACGAUGGUGUAUGGGGGGAUUCAGUCGAGGGGUGAUUUGGACUUUGAUAUCCUCGGGGACACGUUCUUGAAGGGCAUUUAUGCCAUCUUCGAUCAGGGGGGCAAGAGGUUUGGCGCGGUUAAGAGGAUUGAGAAGUAUCAGAAUGUGUCGGCGCCGCAGCAGUAG